Nicotiana tabacum (common tobacco) is the source of this 2064-nucleotide messenger RNA. RefSeq names its product U-box domain-containing protein 18-like. The record is from RefSeq and is a predicted model, not a curated record. Gene Ontology annotation, molecular function: protein binding; ubiquitin-protein transferase activity. Lineage: Eukaryota; Viridiplantae; Streptophyta; Magnoliopsida; Solanales; Solanaceae. Gene Ontology annotation, biological process: protein ubiquitination.
AUGAUCAACAAGUCUAACGAAUUCACUCGCCGGAUUUUGAAUUUGCCGGCUAUUCGUCCUAGUGAAACAGUAUCUUUCUCUAGCCUCCUUACUUCUUUGAUCCAAUUAGGCCAAACAAUAUCUGACUACAAGUCAAGAACUUUCUUUACCAAUAAAAAGAAUGCUAGAAACUCAAUUCGUUUGGUUGAGGAUAUUCUCAUUGUUCUCAAAGAAAUCCCUAAUGGGGUUUCAAGAUUUGCAUAUUCCAGCAUUUUGAGCUUAUCAGAGAUCCACUUUAUCUUCCAAAAGUUUCAGUUCUUGUUAGAAGAUUGUACCAGAGAAGAUACCAGGAUAUGGAUUUUAGCCAAAUCCGAGGUUGUCUCAAGCCAGUUUCAAAUGCUGGCAAGAGCUAUUUCAGUGGCAUUAGAAGUUCUUCCUUUGGAGGAAAUGGAUGUUUCUUUGGAAGUUAAAGAAGUUGUGGAGUUUGUGAGAAAUCAAGCUGUUAAGUUGAGGUUUGACGUGGAAGUUGAUGAUAGGAGAAUGCAAGUGAAUGUUUUCAAGAUUUUGGAUCAGUUUAAAGAUGGAAUGAUUCCAGAAUCAAGUGAUCUGAAAAGGGUUCUUGAUUAUUUGGGGAUUAAACGUUGGGGUGAGUGCAAUAGGGAAGUUAAGUUCUUGGAUACUGAGAUUGGCUUAGAGGGAAAUACAAUGGAGAAGAGAGAUAUGGGGAUUCUAAGUAGCUUAAUGGGGUUCAUGAUUUAUUGCAGGGGAACUUUGUUUGAAGUUUUGGAUAAUGCAAUCACUAGACAAAUCAAUGGAGGUAGCAACAAUGCAGAUCAAAUCAUCAGGUUCUUGAAUCUUGACGAUUUCAGGUGUCCGAUUACUCUGGAGAUCAUGAGUGAUCCAGUGACAAUAGCCUCAGGUCACACGUAUGAUCGGUCGUCUAUUCUGAAAUGGUUUAGAGCUGGAAAUUCCAAUUGUCCAAAGACUGGUGAGAGGCUAAUGAACAUUGAUUUGGUUCCUAAUUUGGCUUUGAAGCUCUUAAUCAAACAGUAUUGCUCUGUGAAUGGCAUUCCAUUUGUGGAAACUGGAAAGCGAAAUCGCGAUAGCAUAAAGUUAGUUGCUACAAGCAGUGUGGCUAAUGAGGAAGCUAUGAGAUUUCUUGCCAGUUUUCUUGUUGAAAGGCUAAUUGCUGGAUCAAUGGAACAGCAAAAUAAAGCUGCUUUCGAGAUUCGUUUGCUCACCAAAACAAGCAUUUUUAACAGGUCUUGUUUGGUAGAAGCUGGUGCAAUUCCACCUCUUCUGAAUCUUGUUACUACAAGGGAUUCCUCUUAUCAAGAGAAUGCAAUGGCUACCUUGUUGAAUCUCGCAAAGAACUCUACGAGCAAAAGAAUACUUGUUGAAAAUGGAGGUUUGUUCUUGAUACUAGAUGUGUUGAAAAAAGGACUAAAGAUGGAAGCUAGACAACAUGCUGCUGGUACAUUAUUCUAUCUUACAUCAGUAGAAGAGUACCGUAAAAUGAUAGGGGAAAAUCCACAAGCUAUUCCAUCACUUUUAGAGCUGCUCGGAAAUGGCGCUGACCGUGGUAAAAAGAAUGCCUUAGUCACCAUUUUUGGCCUCCUAAUGCGCCCCGAAAACCACUGGAGAGUAAUUGCUGCUGGACUAGUCCCCUUGCUUGUCAAUCUGUUGAAGUCUUUCGAAAGGGAAGAUCUCAUUACAGAUUCUUUAGCAGUUUUAUCAAGUCUUUGUGAAAGGCUUGAUGGAGCAAUGGCUGUUCUUUAUGCUGGAGCUUUACCUAUUAUUAUCGAUGUUUUGAAUUCGUGCAAUUCAAGGACAGCAAAGGAGCAUUGUGUCUCAUUGUUGCUGGCUUUGUGCAUAAAUGGUGGGGCAGAUGCAGUUCCUGUUUUAGUAAAGAACUCAUCUCUUAUGGGACCUUUGUAUUCCCUCCUCGCCGAAGGCUCCUCCUCUAAAGCAAGCAAGAAAGCGAGUACACUCAUCAGAAUGUUACAUCAGUACAAUGAGAAGACCUCUUCUGGUGGCUUGAUCACUCCAGUUUUUAUAGAGGAUCAAUUCAUCAAUGUGUGGUAA